UCAACGCUCACGUUCGCUCGAGACGCACAAUCGUUGUGUUCGUUCUAUUUGACAAACCAGUUGCUGACGACUGCCAGAACGACCACCUGUCUUCAGAUUCCAGGUUUUCAGGAGAAUUCACCAUCAUGAAACAGGACAGCCCUGAUCAUAGAACCAUGAAGGUCAGCCGUAGUACACCGUCUGGAUACAGUUCACCUUACACGCGAUCAUCUGAAAUGGACCUGAUGUCAGUCCUGGGAGAAACAGGGAUAUUCCAACGCAUGAUGUUGGCCUAUGGUAUGCUGUCAAUGAUGCUGUUGGCCAUCAGUGACCUGUGGCCCCUGGUUGUGGCACCGCCCGUGGAUCACUGGUGCGCCCCUCCGGACGAUCGUGGUAACAUUUCCACAGAAGAAUGGAAGAAUACCAGCAUCCCAGUGCAGGAAGACGGGACAUACAGCAAGUGUGAAAUGUACCUGGAGCAGGACACACUCCUCCCAAAUCGCACGACAGUUCAUUGCACCAAGUGGCAAUACGACGAAUCAGAACACAACGGAACCAUCACGCAGGAGUGGGAUGUCGUUUGCGACUGGGAAUGGCUGCGUUCCGCUGCCAUCGCUAUCAUCAUGGCAGCUGCGCUUCUUGGAAUUGCCUUGUCCGGAUUCUUAUCAGACAGUAUCGGCAGAAAACCCGUUGUCUGCUUCAGUUCAGCAGCGACUGUCCUGUUCAGCGUCGGCACACUGAACAGCAAAUCGUUCGCUCUGUACAUCUCUCUUCGCUCGUGUGCAACUGCCAGUGUGAGCGCCAUUGUUCUCGCCGCCUACACAUUAGUGAUAGAGCUGAUCCCACCUGCAAGCCGAGGUCUCUACGGCGUCCUACUAUUUUCCGGGUAUGUGACGGGAGUCGGUGUCGUGAGUCUCGCCAAAGAACUGUACUGUUCCUGGAAGACCUUCGAGGUUUGGUUCUUAGUCCAAACAUGCUUUCUUCUCAGCAGCUUCGUUUUUGUCGAAGAGUCACCAAGGUGGCUGAUUUCGAGGUGGGAACUGCAGAGAGCCCAAGAAACUGUCCUGCUGAUAGCCAGGAUGAACGGGAGGAAUGCGGAAGAUGCACGCCAAGCAUGGCUCACCCAUAAGACUCUGCUCAAACAAGAGGAAAAGAAAAUAUGUGACAUGCUCGACGUUCCCUUCGCAAAGGUCCUCUUGCAAUACCAGCUGCUGCAUGGCAACGUUAUUCUCUGCUACGCCUGGUGUGCAACUUCAUUCACCUUCUAUGGGAUGAAUAUCUGGGCCAGGGAUCAAAAACAAUUCAACUGGGCGCUCAACCUGAUCACUAUACUUCCACCUCAGUACGUUUGCUACCUGGGUAUCGAACACUUCGGCCGAAGACCCACCCUCUGUUACUCUCUGCUGAUUACGUCAGUUGCAGUUGCUGUUUCCGGUUAUCUCUCCACUAAAUGCGAUGUGGAACCAUUACGCCUGUUCAAGUAUGUGCCUGACAUGUUACGCCUAUCCACAAUCGGCAUAUCUCAAAGCGUCGUUCUCCUCUACAUGGUCGAAACGAACCCGACUUUGGUUAGGACUAUUUCUGCCUGCAUCUGCUUUCUCUUCUGCAGGAUUGGGGGCAUACUGGCUGUCGUCAUCGAGUUUCUGGCUUUUAUCACUAGCAACGUGCUCCCUACAUCGUUGUAUGCGGUCACCUGCUUCAUUGCUGGCCUCGUGGUAUGUCUUCUACCAGAAACAAGGAUGGUCGGUCUGCCAGAAGCAGUUAAAAGGGACGACAUAUUUCGGAUCGAACCUCUUCGAGUUGUGCGACUCAGAAAGAGUUUACUGCAACCAGAAGAUGUGACACUCAGCCAAUCCAGGAGUCAGUCUUUCGUGGAGAGUUACCUUCAUGAGCGUUCUCUCAGGGACCCACGAUUCGUUACUUCAAAUACGAUGGAGAUGAGCUACGUGCGGGACACACAUUCCGCUCUCUAAUAUGGAUAUCGCAACACGUCUGUUCAUUCACUAGUAAAAUUGCAAUAUGUUAUCACGCAUUGAAAGGACGCAAUGAAACAAAUACCGAAGGCUC
Molecule: messenger RNA, 2046 nt
Organism: Ornithodoros turicata
Lineage: Eukaryota; Metazoa; Arthropoda; Arachnida; Ixodida; Argasidae
Product: solute carrier family 22 member 6-like
Exons: 11
Coding region: 126-1952 (608 amino acids)
Biological process (GO): transmembrane transport
Cellular component (GO): membrane
Molecular function (GO): transmembrane transporter activity
Source: RefSeq, a predicted model, not a curated record